GGAAAGCUUAGAGUGGGGGACCUAACCCAAUUCCAGAUGUACCCCGAGGGACACAUGGAGAAGAACAGCAUGCUUCAUUCAGAUUAUAGGGGUGACAAAAGGACAGACUUCUCCAACUCUGAAAACUCCACGGGACCGAGAGCGGACAGCAUGGCUUUGCUGACCCAUCGAAGGAAGAGAACCAACUUCACCCAGCAACAGAUCGGGGUGCUGGAGAAAGUCUACUCCGACACAAAGUAUCCUGACAUCUACCUGCGUGAAAGGCUGGAGGCUCUCACCGGCCUACCAGAGUCCAGAAUUCAGGUGUGGUUUCAGAACCGACGUGCCAAGUCCCGUCGCCAGGAAGGGUCGCCCAUGUCUAUGAAACUCAGCAGUUUAGCCACCAACGCCGCAGUGGUCCCGUUUGCUCAACUUCAUAACAGAAUGCCACAAGACAAUCAGAGAAUGCAGAACUUCGCACUCGGGGACAACUUCAGACCACGACUUCAAACCCGGACGAACAAAACGCACGCAACGUCAACGCUACACAGGAAAACGGUCAACUACGAACACUCUGCUAUCCCUUUCGUUUACGACGCGUCCAUGGGAAGAAAUGGGAGCAAAGUUGAACAAAUGGAACAAGACAAGACAAUCGCAGGACCAAAACAUGUCCUGGUUGAAUAUGACAACUUCCCCCCAAACAAGACAAUCGGUCCCGAGAUGAAAGUGGUGAUACCCCCUAUUCCAUCAUUAAACAACUUCGGCAGGAUUUCUCCGAAGAACGUCGCGUGCCAAGUACAGCAUCCUCAAAUGAAGAACAGACCGGAUAACUUUGACCACUUCUCUUCCAUUCAUGCCAGUGAGCGACAAGAGUUCUCUGAUUCAGAUUCAGAGUGGGAAAACGGUGCCAUGACUAGUUUUGGCAACUUCAUGUGAGAGGCAGUGAACAGUUUGAGCUGUGGGUUCAUAACUUCAAAAUCAACGGACGUAAGAUUGCUGUAAACAAUUAUUUAUUGUAUAUUUUAAAACAUUUGCUUUUGCAAACAUGCACAAUAAAAUAUAUAUUACAUUUAA
This is a messenger RNA of Esox lucius (northern pike), 1053 nucleotides long. It is a transcript of the gene mixl1, whose product is annotated as Mix paired-like homeobox. Gene Ontology annotation, biological process: endoderm development; endoderm formation; regulation of transcription by RNA polymerase II. The record is from RefSeq and is a predicted model, not a curated record. The coding region runs from base 37 to 915 and encodes 292 amino acids. The transcript has 3 exons. NCBI's taxonomy places the organism in Eukaryota, Metazoa, Chordata, Actinopteri, Esociformes, Esocidae. Gene Ontology annotation, molecular function: RNA polymerase II cis-regulatory region sequence-specific DNA binding; DNA-binding transcription activator activity, RNA polymerase II-specific.